GAAGCCACUUUAGGUUUUCUAGUGCACGCCGUGGUACCAAUAUUUUUUGGUCGGAAGUCAAAAUCGCCAGCGACUGAGAGGAAAACUGUUCGGAGAUCUCCACACAUUCGACCCAAUAGUUUCUGGGAACCAAAAUCUAUCAGGAUCGUUCAACUUCAAGGUAUAUCAGAAGUAAAAUGACGAAGCAAGCUGCUACCGCCGAGAAACAAAUGAUGGACCGCCAAGCAGUUAUUGCUCUGCCUAUUGCUGUUAUUUUUACAAUUGCUGCAAUGCAUCCUUCCUUAAAAGUAUGCUCCUCCAAAGAUGUUGGGCAGUGUUCUUUUUCUGUAUUCAGUGGAUUCCUGUUAACUGCUGCCAUGAUUUGCCAUGUUUAUCUCCUUACACGCCUCUCAAAUAAGGUGUUGACACUGCCACUUAUCACCUUCUACUGUCUUUGGUUUUGGGUUUAUGUAGGACACUUAACCAAAGAUGUUCAGCAGCUUCGGUGUCCUUUUACCAGCUUCGUCAUGUCUAAACCUCUGGCUUUGGGCAUGGCCAGCGCUAUUUUUCUCCUUCUGCUCCGCCCAUCUAGGAUCACAGCCCCUUGUACCGUUCUGUGUUGUAUUUGGCUUUUAGUUUAUUUAGUACUUUAGAUUCAGUUACUGUUAUUGGUAUGUCUAUGUUCUGUUAUGUCUCUGUGUGUGGUUUUAUUGUAAUGUGUGGCACUACUUGACUGCCAAUAUAUCUAGUUUUAUUUG
Rubroshorea leprosula is the source of this 737-nucleotide messenger RNA. NCBI's taxonomy places the organism in Eukaryota, Viridiplantae, Streptophyta, Magnoliopsida, Malvales, Dipterocarpaceae. The record is from the annotation of a GenBank genome assembly.